Molecule: messenger RNA, 336 nt
Organism: Papaver somniferum (opium poppy)
Lineage: Eukaryota; Viridiplantae; Streptophyta; Magnoliopsida; Ranunculales; Papaveraceae
Exons: 3
Coding region: 1-336 (111 amino acids)
Biological process (GO): mitochondrion organization
Cellular component (GO): mitochondrion; nucleus
Source: RefSeq, a predicted model, not a curated record
AUGUCUGUAAAUGAAGCUGCUCGUGCUCCUCCCCCGGCUCCUGCUCAGUCUAGUGGCGGAGGCAUGCUUGGAGGAUUGGGUGCUACCAUUGCUCAGGGGAUGGCUUUUGGGGGUGGACGUGCCAUGGCACAUAGAGCUGUUGACUCCAUCAUGGGUCCUCGCACCAUUCAACAUGAAGCUGUGGGCUCUGAUGCUGUUGCUGCCCCAGCAACCAUGAACAGUGUUGGUGGAUCUGAUGCAUGCGGUAACCAAAAUAAGGCCUUCGAGGAUUGCUUGAACAACUAUGGAAGUGAUAUCAGCAAGUGUCAGUUUUACUUGGACAUGUUGUCUGAAUGA